Molecule: messenger RNA, 2652 nt
Organism: Microcebus murinus (gray mouse lemur)
Lineage: Eukaryota; Metazoa; Chordata; Mammalia; Primates; Cheirogaleidae
Source: RefSeq, a predicted model, not a curated record
UUAGGGAGAAGGAUGAGUCCAAGUUUAGUUUUCUGGGAGGCAAGAUCUGAGGGACCCCAGGGAAACUGGUUGGAAAUGUGGAGAGAAAAGGUACGAAUGCCGCUGGGACCUGGUAUCUCUUCUGCAUGGGGAAGUUGGGGAAAGGUACUGAGGUCCUGGAGAGAGAUGUAGAGCAGUGAUUGUGCCCAUGGGGUUUUAAUUUAUGGGUGUGAGAAUGACAACAGGGACAGACCAAUGACAUUGAAAGAAGAUAUUUAUUUCUCACUUAUCCCCAAGGAAGAACCACACCACUUAACACAAGGCCACAUGGCCACUGAAGCAUCAGAUUUAUAGGAGGCAGAAGACAGGAGUGAGGGAAAAGCUUGGGCCAUGGCUUCUGUUAAGGUUCUUGAGAGAAAUACAAGGCAGGGCAGGGUGACCAACUUAAACUUGGCUAGUUUGAUUCCAGCACACCUGGGGCACAGGGGCUGGAAUUUUUGGUACCUGAUUUGAGGUACCUGUCCCUGGGUUGGUUUAGGACAAAGGAAAUAUUGACUUGGUCUGAGAAAGUUAGAUAAGGAGGUGGUUCAGAGUAUGGGUUCUGGAUGGCAGGGGAGAUAGAAACAAAUUUGGCUGUUACCCUGGCUCUGUAUUUAAUGGGUGACAAAUAGAUGAAUAGAAAAUCUAACAUCUAAGUAAACAUAAUUGAUAAAGUUGCUCAUGUACUGAACAGACCUAAUUUUGGCAGGGCCGUGUGGUCUUUGAGGACGUGGCCAUAUAUUUCUCCCAGGAGGAGUGGGGGCACCUUGAUGAGGCUCAGAGAUCACUGUACCGAGAUGUGAUGCUGGAGAACAUGGCACUUUUGUCCUCGCUGGGUUGUUGGCAAGGAGCCCAGGAUGUGGAGGCACAUUCAGAGCAAGGUGUUUCUAUAGGAAUGUCACAAGUCAUGACUCCAGUGCCCCGUGUAUCUACCCAGAGGAUCCAGCCCAGUGAGACAUGUGACCCACUCUUGAAAGAUAUUUUAUACCUGGUUGAGCACAGUGGAAUACUUCCUGAACAAGAGAUGUAUAUUUGUGAGGCAGAGCUUUUUCACCAGCAGCAGCAGCAGAUCAGAGAGAAUCUUUCCAGAAGGGGGGACAAUUGGAGACCCUCAUUUGAAAAGAACCACAGAGUUCCCGUGGGAGAGAGGACCUUCACAUGCAGUGAAGGUUGGAAGGACUUGCCGGCCACCUCUGGCCUUCUCCAGCACCAGGCCCCUCAAAUUGGGUGGAAGCCUUUCAGGGACACAGAGGACAGGGAAUUUUUUCAAGCUGGACAAAAUGAUUACAAAUGCAGUGAAUGUGGGAAAACCUUCAACUUCAAACAUUUACUUGUUGAACACCAGAAAAUCCACACAAAAGAAAGACCUUAUGAGUGCAACAAAUGUGGGAAACUCUUCAGAUAUGGUGCCAACUUCAUGAAACAUCAGACUGUUCACAGUGGUGAAAGGACUUAUGAGUGCAGAGAAUGUGGCAAAUCUUUUAUGUACAAUUAUAGACUCAUGAGACAUAAGAAAGUUCACACUGGAGAAACGCCUUAUGAAUGUGACAUAUGUGGGAAAUUCUUUAGGUACAGCUCUACAUUAGUUAGACAUCAAAGAGUGCACACUGGAGAAAGGCCUUAUGAGUGCAGAGAAUGUGGGAAAGCCUUUAGCCACAAACAUAUACUUGAUGAGCACCAGAAAAUUCACAGUGGAGAAAGACCUUAUGAGUGCAGUGAAUGCCAGAAAGCCUUCAUUAGAAAGUCUCACCUGGCUCAUCACCAGAAAAUCCACAAUGAAGAGAGGCUUGUGUACUCCACGAAUUUGGGGAAUUCUUCAGCUAAAUCAAUGUGGACUUCCAACAUGAAAGUGUCCCCACCCCUGACUUACACAAAGCUGGCUCCCAAUAGAGGCAGAGGAGAAGAAGGAGAAAAUGCAAGAGCCAGAACAGGGGGAAAGAAUGGGGAUGAGAGAGGCAGCAAAAGAAGGUUAGGAAGAAAGCACUAACACCCCCCACCCCAGCAUUGGCCACAGUGACCCUCACAGUUGCUCUUGUCCCUGAGGAUGGGCCAGGCCACCUGAAAUGAGACAGCCUCAGAGCUUGCGCCACUGUGGCUGUGGGCCCCGCCGAGCCUGUGGUCCUGGCUGUGGACCAUGCUUCUGCUGGCGAGUCUGGCUGCAGUCCUGGGCACCACGCUGGGGCUGACACAGCGGCACUGGUCGGGUACCGUCUGCCAACACACCAGGAGGGUGAAGACUGGCCCAAUAGGAUUGUUGGCAGGAUUAAAUAAAUAAGGUAUGUCAGACAUAGACUUAUAUGGGUUUUUGCCCUUCAUCCAAUGUAGGGCAUUCGUUUUUCAUUGUCGCCCAGAUAUAAUAGGUAACAUUUAUACAGAGUUUGUGAUGUGCCCAGCAUUUUAAUAUGGGCAUUGUGUGUUGUAACCCAGGGUGCAGUAUAACCUUGUGAGGUGGGUACUAUGUGCUGUUGUGAUCUUGGUCUGGCACAAGGCAAAUAAGGUGCAAAUAAGUUAAGAAGUGCAUGCAGGUAGUAAGUAAUGAGUCACAGUCAAGGUUAGGCAGUUAGUUUCUGGUGCUCGUGUUUUUAACCACUAUGCCAUGUUCUCUCCCUCCCUCUCCCUUCUCCAUCUUACUUA